Messenger RNA from Populus trichocarpa (black cottonwood), 1463 nucleotides. RefSeq lists its product as uncharacterized. Lineage: Eukaryota; Viridiplantae; Streptophyta; Magnoliopsida; Malpighiales; Salicaceae. The coding region runs from base 213 to 1067 and encodes 284 amino acids. Gene Ontology annotation, molecular function: protein binding. The record is from RefSeq and is a predicted model, not a curated record. The transcript has 4 exons. Gene Ontology annotation, biological process: regulation of flower development. Gene Ontology annotation, cellular component: nucleus.
CUUAAAUCAAAGGCCAAAACCGGACCUUUCUCUUUCUCUUCAUGUUGCAUUUUGGCUCCUUUGCUUUUUAGUACCAGCACUAAGCUAGCUAGUCAGUGUUGUGUUCUGUUCUGGGUUACUCUGUUUUUGCUCUGUUUUGGAAGAGGUGAUUUUCCUCUCUUGCUCUGUUUCAAGAUUUGGAAAAAACAGAGUGAUUGCAAUUUUUGACAAAAAUGUAUGAAGAGAGUGGACUAUUGUUUCCCUAUAUGCAGAAUUUCUUUCAAGAUAUUCAACAACUUGAAGAGUAUUGCAAGUAUCAAAAGACCAAUGUUCCAAUGAGCAACCUACUUCAGACCACUAUCUCAGAAUAUGAUCUGGGAGGCGAAGGGGAUCUGUUCAAAGCUCCCAAACCAAUCAUUGAAGAGCCACUUGUGGGCAUUGAUCCCAUGGCGUCAGCCAUUUCAAUGAUCUCCUGUGGGGAAGAAGUCAUUACUUCACAAGGACUAAAGGUGACAGAUAUUGAAUCAAUUCAAAAUGAGCAGCUUCUGAAUGAGGUUUUCUAUGAAUGCAAGAAGGACCUCCUGGAAAAAGAAGCAAUGGAUACACAAUCACUUGCAGAGCUUCUGGAUAUCAAACUUCCUGUUGUCAGGACUGAUGAUGAAAACCCCAUUAAAGAAAAUAAAUUACCUCCUGAUGCUGCACUAUCAAAAAGUGUCAGCUCGGGAUGUUUGAGUUCAAUUGAGUGGGUCCAUGGUGCUGCAGUGAAGCCAAGUUUUCUGGAUUUUCCUGGAAUUGAUUUUGAAAAUGCUUAUGGGAUGCGGAGAGCAUUCAGCGAAGGAGACAUAAAGACUCUUGGUAAUGGUAACACGAGCCUCAUCUGUUCUCCUCUUGACCGACCGUUGAUUAUCAACAACUACUCUGCUGAGGACCGCCAGGAAAAGCUUUCAAGGUACAGGAAUAAGAAGACGAAGAGGAACUUUGGCAGGAAAAUUAAGUAUGCUUGCAGGAAGGCUCUUGCAGACAGUCAGCCAAGGAUUCGAGGAAGGUUUGCAAAGACAGAAGAGUGGGAUGUUUCCAAGAGGCAAUAACUAUGAACUAAUUCAGGAAAAGGAAAAACGAAAAGUAGCUAUGCAGUAAUGGCAGAAAUGAGUAAUAGCAUAAGCCUGGCAAAUAGAUUUGGCAGAAAACUAGCGACUAUUGUUAAAAUAAACUAGACCCCCAACUCCUGCAACAUAGCUGAUAUCUUAUUUGCUGUAAUAACCUCUGCAGUAGAACAAAAUGGCCGAGUAAAGUUGUACAUAGGCUUGUGUUAAAUAAGAAGAGGAAUCUAGAAAAAGUUGUAUUUGUUCAUAUAUCUUUUGAAAUGGCAAUGUUGUAACCCCUCUAUAAUUCUAUUGGUGUUUCCACAACAUUUGUUAUGGCGUACAAACUAUUCUGAUCAUUAUUACUACAUGAUAUCGGAAUGGAAAUGUUCUAUUUCAUUA